Messenger RNA from Porites lobata, 984 nucleotides. The record is from the annotation of a GenBank genome assembly. Lineage: Eukaryota; Metazoa; Cnidaria; Anthozoa; Scleractinia; Poritidae.
AUGGCCUCUGAAGUUUACUCAGAGGAACAGCUCAACUACUUCCGGGUUUGUCACAUAGCCACUGACAUACUGCCCCAGGCUUUACGAUUACUGUUCAAGCAGGAAUGGGACAAUCAUUACAAGGCAACACUUGGAGAAUGGAAGGACACGCCUCACAAUGGCCUGGACUUUAAAAACGGCGAGUCUCUAGCUAAUCAAAGAAGAAAUGCCCGAAUGUUAGCCACAAUGGUAAAUGGAGACAGGGCGCAAUGGGACUGUGCUAUGCUCUUUUAUGCCAUUCUGUUCUCUGAUUCUAUCGGACAUCGACUGAGUCCACUGAUCAAAACCAAUGUUGAUGAUCUCAGAAAGUUUCGAAAUGAAGACUUCGCUCACAUGACAGAAGGUCAGUUCUCAAGUGCAGACUUCAGAACAACUGUUGCAAAAGUGGAGACAGUAUUUCGAGCUCUUGGCCUAUCUACUGUUGAAAUCCAAACAGUAAGUAAGCAGAAAAGUUUUCCCACCGAUGAAUUGCAAAAUGUGACGACAAGUAAUCAGAAACUUACUCAAGAUCUUCAGACGAAAGUUUUGGAACUUCAAGACAAAGAUACUAAAUUGCAGGACAAAACUAAAGAGCUUCUGGAGAAAGAUAUCGAAUUUCAGGAAGAAAAAGUCAAGUUUGAAGGGAAGGAAGCGGAACUUCAAGACAGGCUAAAAACUACUGAACAACAACGCAAGGUCUUUGAAGAGCAACUACAGCGUGAAGUAGAGCCAUUUUGUGUCCUUCCACCCAGACCUCCCCAUGUGAUCGCAAGUCGCGAUUGCCACGUUGACAAAGUAACACAAAAGCUGUUCCAGUUAAGGAAGGCUAACGAGAACACUUUAAGUUAUUGUUAUAUUUCAGGCAAUCCUGGGAGUGGCAAAUCCCAGCUGGCUGGACUAGUUGCUGAGAAAUACUACAAAGAAGCCAGCAAAGAAACAAAUGCUCCGUCAUUUGUAAUGACUUGA